AUGGGUCUCUUACUUGGCUUUUUCUUCUUCUUCCUUGUCUCUUCUGCCACUGCUUGUGAUCGUUGUGUUCGUCAAUCCAAGGCUGCUUAUUACUACGACGAUACACCUAUUCAACAUGGGGCAUGUGGGUAUGGCUCCUUGGCAUCACAAUUAUCCAAUGGGUAUGUUGCAGCUGUUGUGCCUGCCCUUUAUAAACAAGGAGCUGGAUGUGGUGCCUGUUUUCAGGUAAGGUGCAAGAACAGAAGAUUCUGCACCGCCGCAGGGACUAAAGUGGUUGUGACAGAUCAAAAUAACGACAACAAAUAUGACUUUGUCCUCAGUAAGAAAGCAUACUCAGCAAUGGCAUUGCAAAAUAAGGGCAAAGAACUUUUGAAUCUAGGAACAGUUGAUGUGGAGUAUAAGAGGAUACCUUGUACCUAUCCAAACAAGAAUCUGUUAGUACGAGUGGAAGAAUGGAGCCAAAAGCCAUACUACUUAGCCAUUAAAUUCCUCUACCAAGGUGGGCAGACAGAAAUAAAAGCAGUUGAAAUAGCAGAGGUUGGUUCCUCAGAUUUUGAACCCAUGAAGAGAAACUACGGUGCUAUCUGGGAUACAAACAAAGUAAUUGAAGGAGCCUUCCAACUGAAGAUAGUGGUGGCUUCAGGAUACAAUAAUGAAAACACAUAUUUUACAAAUUACGACCUUCCUUAUGAUUGGAAAAAUGGAGAGAUCUAUGAUACUGGAAUUCAAAUCUAUGACAUUGCCAAAGAAGCUUGCCCGCCAAACAAGUGUGGCGAUAGGCCAUGGAAAUAA
This is a messenger RNA of Momordica charantia (bitter melon), 792 nucleotides long. RefSeq names its product expansin-like A2. The record is from RefSeq and is a predicted model, not a curated record. Gene Ontology annotation, cellular component: plasmodesma; extracellular region; plant-type cell wall. Lineage: Eukaryota; Viridiplantae; Streptophyta; Magnoliopsida; Cucurbitales; Cucurbitaceae.